Closterium sp. NIES-65 is the source of this 864-nucleotide messenger RNA. NCBI's taxonomy places the organism in Eukaryota, Viridiplantae, Streptophyta, Zygnematophyceae, Desmidiales, Closteriaceae. The record is from the annotation of a GenBank genome assembly.
AUGGCUAGUCCUACUGUGCUUACCUUCGAUGCUAAGGGCCGUGCGGCCGAUUUUGAGGUUUGGGUAGAUGACUUGCAGCUCUAUCUUCAGUGCGACUCCAGGGACGGAGUCUCGCUGUUCAAUCACACGUUCGGCGCCUCUGUUGCACCUGCUGCCGCCGCUGACAAUACGGUUCCCUCGCAGUGGACUACUCGUGACGCUGUUGCUCGCCUUGCUGUUCGUCGUCACCUACCGUCUGCUAAGCGCGCGCACUUUGGCCAGUACAAGACUGCUAAGUCUCUGUAUGAUGCUGUUGUCACACGCUACUCCUCCCUUACCUCUGCUGCCCUCAGCCGUCUCAUGCUACCGUUAACCCCCCUCCCCCCCCCCUCCAUGUACAUCAACCUCUUCUACCUCGUCACCCGUCUCCCUGACUCUCUCCGCUCCGUUAGGGACCACUUUCUCUCCCUUUGCCCCAGUGAGCUCACCGUCGACCUGCUCGAAGAGUGCCUCCUUGCAGCUGAGACUAGCAUAGUUGCUGUAGGAGCUUCUCGCGGCGACCCUCGCACCCCUUUCAUUGAGGGGUGCUCCCCCGUCCCCCUUUUGCCCUCUGUUGCUUUUGCUGCUACUAUCGACCUCGUUGGCACCGAGGCGGUCGGGGCUGCGUCUGCUCCUAGUGGGAGGCGCCGCAGCGGCAAGGGCAAGGGGGGCAAGGGUGGUGGAGGGGACUGCGGGGGCGGCGGUGGUGGUGGUGGAGGAGGUGGAGGGGGUGGGAGUGGAGGUAUGGAGGUGCUGGUCCCUGCGCUUACGUUCUCCGCACCGGCGAGCGCCGUGGGGAGACGUGCGGGGUGCCGCACGCUACGCAGUGUUGUUUUGGUUGCCUGA